Hirsutella rhossiliensis is the source of this 465-nucleotide messenger RNA. RefSeq lists its product as uncharacterized. The transcript has a single exon. NCBI's taxonomy places the organism in Eukaryota, Fungi, Ascomycota, Sordariomycetes, Hypocreales, Ophiocordycipitaceae. The record is from RefSeq and is a predicted model, not a curated record. The coding region runs from base 1 to 465 and encodes 154 amino acids.
AUGGCGCCCGUCGACCACUCGAAAUGGGACAACAUCGGCACGGAUUCCGAGCCUGAAGUGUCGCCUCGAGAAGCCAGGCCAGGCCCAUGCCCUACACCACAGCCGCCUGCACCCACUUCGACGACAACGUACGGCGCUGCAGAACCAAUUCAAGCCGUCAUCGUUUGGGGCGAUGUCGAGAAACGCGGACGCUCGCCUUGGUCCGUCACCAGAAUCGCCGCAGACCACCCAGCGUUUUCGACCACGGUGCCUCCCAUCCCAAGCCUCAUCGAAGUGCCGCUGGUCCUCCACCGCGAUGGCUUUUCAAUCGACGGGCCUUUGAACAGUGAUGGCGAGAUUGUUAUCUGGCACAGAGAUACACUCGCCCCGGGGAGGGAGGUGGGAAUGAUCCGGAUGAUUGGAGAGUGGUCAGGUCUCCUUAUGAAGUAUGAGACUUCUGUACGGCUGGACCAGCUGCCGCGUUGA